UUGUCCUCACAUCCAAAGUGCCUGGAGGACCUCGGAGAGCCCGGUAGUACCGGCGCUGCUCGGGCAGUAGCUGAUACCUCUCUGCCGCUGGGAGGGGAGAGAGCGCGGCCGCUGUGCCCUCACCUAAGAUGGCAGCGGGGGCGGUCUCUCCCUGCGGAGAAGAUGGCCGCCGAGGGGAGCGGCGCUCUAGGCGGGUGGCGGAACUGGCUUGGCUGGGAGUGGACCAGCAAGACUAUAGCUCCACGGGGGUUGCAUGACUCUUUGGCGAUGAACGCAGCCAGAAGUGGCUACCGGGUCUUCUCGGCCAACUCCACGGCAGCCUGCACCGAGCUGGCGAAGCGGAUCACGGAGCGUCUCGGUGCUGAGCUGGGGAAAUCUGUGGUAUACCAGGAAACCAAUGGAGAAACAAGAGUUGAAAUAAAAGAAUCUGUCCGGGGACAGGAUAUCUUCAUUAUACAGACAAUCCCCAGAGAUGUGAAUACCGCUGUCAUGGAGCUGCUGAUAAUGGCAUAUGCACUGAAGACUUCCUGUGCCAGGAACAUCAUUGGGGUCAUCCCUUAUUUCCCCUACAGCAAACAGAGCAAAAUGAGGAAGAGGGGCUCUAUAGUCUGCAAGCUGCUGGCUUCGAUGCUCGCCAAGGCAGGUUUAACACACAUUAUCACUAUGGACCUUCAUCAAAAGGAAAUCCAAGGCUUCUUCAGCUUCCCAGUAGACAACCUGAGAGCAUCCCCUUUCUUGCUUCAGUAUAUACAGGAAGAAAUUCCAGAUUACAGAAAUGCAGUUAUUGUAGCCAAAUCUCCUGAUGCAGCUAAAAGGGCUCAGUCUUACGCUGAGAGACUACGGCUGGGACUAGCAGUGAUCCACGGAGAGGCUCAGUGUACAGAGCAGGACAUGGAUGAUGGACGUCACUCCCCUCCGAUGGUCAAAAAUGCAACUGUGCAUCCUGGUCUGGAGCUGCCGUUGAUGAUGGCCAAGGAGAAACCGCCAAUAACUGUGGUUGGAGACGUUGGAGGAAGAAUUGCCAUCAUUGUGGAUGACAUCAUCGAUGAUGUGGAAAGCUUUGUAGCUGCUGCAGAGAUCCUGAAAGAGCGUGGAGCCUACAAGAUUUUUGUGAUGGCUACUCAUGGACUCCUGUCAGCAGAUGCCCCCCGUCUCAUAGAGGAAUCCUCCAUUGAUGAGGUGGUAGUAACCAACACAGUUCCUCACGAGGUACAGAAGCUGCAGUGCCCCAAGAUAAAGACUGUGGAUAUCAGUUUGAUUCUCUCUGAAGCCAUCCGACGAAUCCACAAUGGCGAGUCCAUGGCCUAUCUCUUUCGCAACAUCACUGUCGAUGACUAGACCUGGCGCUGCCCCUGUCCUGGCUUCCACAAGAGACGGAAAUAUGCAUGAAAAGGCAAUACCAUAAAUUAUAGGCAUAACACAACUGUUUAUUCUUGUAGGAGCAUGAAGGUUUUCAGGGUCUUGAGCCAUGAGAUCUAAUAGAGAAAAAUCAACCUGACCAGCACUUUACAGGUGAAUAGAAGAGGCCACUGGCAAUGGGGAGGAUUACAUCUUAAUUAAGAGAGAUCAAAAAAUGAGGUGGUGUUGAAUUUUUAAGUUCCUUUAAUUUUUUUUUUUUUUUAGUGUGUUAUCUCUUGCCCUAUAGGGGGGGAAAGAAAAGCAAAAAAGAAGUAGCUGUCAGCUUAUGAGAAGGGAAUAGAGACUGCUCAUUGCUGCGUGUGGGCAGCAAGAGGAGACAGCCUUUGGGUUUCUGUUUCUGACUGUGACUCGCCUGAGAGCGCAGAAGGGAGUGCUUCAUUCAGGCAGCUGGGCAGGACAGCUUGCUGCUGGCAGAGCUGAUCAGCAGAGCAGCUCCUUGCCAAUUGAGUGGCCUCUCAUUUCUUGCACAGCAUAGCAGGGACUUUCAUCAAAACUAAGUUAGCGGAACAUCCAGAAAGGGCAGCUUAGGGCAAUCCAUUUGCAGGGCUGCUCGCAUCCUUGUGUCGGGGCGCUGGGAACAAGCUUACAUGUGUCUCCCAGCAGGGCAAGGGGUGCUAGUUAAUGUGCUGGCCUUUUCAUUUUGCGAGCCUUGGAUCAUUAUUGUUCUUCAGUGGCAAGGCACAUGAGGGUCUAGGUCCUCACUUGAACACUUGUCUGCACUGCAAAACCAGGCACAAUUUCUGGAGUUGCCUGGGUCUGAUGAGUUGUGGCAGAGUCUUGUGGGGAAGGGGAGUUGGAACAAUAUCUGCCUCUAAUGCAACUGUGCUCUCCAAAACACUAACACUGAACCUGCAAUAAAAAGCAUAGGAUUUUUCA
Messenger RNA from Harpia harpyja (harpy eagle), 2295 nucleotides. It is a transcript of the gene PRPSAP1, whose product is annotated as phosphoribosyl pyrophosphate synthetase associated protein 1. Gene Ontology annotation, cellular component: ribose phosphate diphosphokinase complex; cytoplasm. Gene Ontology annotation, biological process: 5-phosphoribose 1-diphosphate biosynthetic process; purine nucleotide biosynthetic process. The transcript is spliced from 13 exons. The record is from RefSeq and is a predicted model, not a curated record. Gene Ontology annotation, molecular function: ribose phosphate diphosphokinase activity; magnesium ion binding. Lineage: Eukaryota; Metazoa; Chordata; Aves; Accipitriformes; Accipitridae. The coding region runs from base 163 to 1338 and encodes 391 amino acids.